AUGACUACUCGUGAGAUACUAACAUUACAAUUUGGUCAUUAUUCUAACUACGUAGGAUCACAUUUUUGGAAUAUACAAGAACUUAGCUUUGAUUAUACUGGCACUAAGAAUAACGACAUCAAUCAUGACAUUCUGUACCGUGAAGGAGAAUCUGCAAAGGGUGAAGUUACAUACACUCCUAGGCUUAUUUUGGCAGAUCUAAAAGGAUCUUUAAAAACUUUGCCUGCAACCGGUAGCUUACCAUUAGAAACAGUGAAUGAAGAUCCACAAUGGGAAACAGUGGAAACAAUAGAGGAGACAGUACCAGAACGAAAUCAAUUCCUUAUGGAUAUUGAUUCUGAAGAUGUGAACAUAGAGGAAAAUCAAUAUAAUUUUGAAGAAGAUGUAAAAACUUGGACUGAUUUUUUAUAUCCUCGUUUUCAUAAUAGAACAGUAAAUAUUGUCAAACAGUACUGUCAUGGAGAUGAAACUGAAACUUUUGACAUCUACAAUUCUGGUUGCACACUGUGGAAGCAAGAUUUUGGUGACACAUUUUCAGACAAUAUCAGGAAAUAUGUAGAAGAAUGUGAUAGCAUCCAAGGCUUUCAUGUUAACUUUGAUUGCACAGAUGGUUUUUCAGGACUAGCAAUAGGCUGUAUAGAACAUUUAGCUGAUGAAUAUAUAAAACCAAUAUUGGCGCAUCCCAUAAUAGCAUCAUAUUUCACUGACAAUGACCCCAAGUCACAAGAAGACAGGGAUAAAUCAAAUCUAAAAGAUUCUAUAAGAUUGGUCAACACUGCAUUGUCAAUUCAAGAGUUAUCUGAACAUACCUCAUUGUUUGUUCCAUUAUGCACAGGAGAAAGAGGAUGGAGGAAACCAGGCAAUCCUAGAGCUUUUGAACAUGUUAAAUACAACCCUCAACUAUACUAUCAUUCUUCAGCAUUGAUAGCUUCAGCUUUGGAUACACUUAGUCAGAAAUAUAGGCACAAAAGCAAUUUUUAUACAUUGUCGGACAUCAUUGCAGAUAUGUCCGGCUAUGGUAGGAAAAUGGCAGCUGCAUCUCUCGGCAUCCCUUUCACAUUUAAUGAGUCACAAUAUCUUAUUGACCAUUUAAAUAAUAUGACUAAGCCAAUUUACGCUUCCAUCACACCAAGCUGUAAAUUAGCCACAGACAAAUUAUUCCAGUUAAUUACUGUAAGAGGUAUACCAGAAAGCUUUUUAAAGGCACCAUUAAAGGAAGCCAAAGAACAAAUGAAUUUACCUGCAUACAGAUGUAGUAGUGUUAAAGAAAUGUUUGAGCUUUAUUUUCAAGCUAGUAAUUUUCUUUCUGCUACUAAUGUUACUGUUACAGAGUCACCUUUAGAGUUAAAAGUUCCAUUCCCAAAAAUAUUUUCUGAAAACCUGAAUGCUUAUGGUUUCCUAAAAAAUAGUAAUUCACAAGAAACUACAAAAAGUUGUGCAGUGAUAGCAGGAUAUCAUAAUGGUAAUUUUUUAGCAGAUGUUAUAGAGAAGUUACAUAGAGAAGCAGGGAGAAUAAAAUUUGCAAAACUUCAUAAGUUUCAAAAUGAGGGAUUGGAAGCAGCUGACUACCAUGAAAGUUUAAAUAGGUUAGCUGAAUUCAAAGACAACUAUGAAGAUGAUUUUGAAUUGUAA
Molecule: messenger RNA, 1632 nt
Organism: Diatraea saccharalis (sugarcane borer)
Lineage: Eukaryota; Metazoa; Arthropoda; Insecta; Lepidoptera; Crambidae
Source: the annotation of a GenBank genome assembly